GAGCUUCGGGCCCUUUAUCAACCAACCACGUCCGCAAAACCAAGUAAAGUUCGCGUUUUUGCCCGUGCACAUAAAUUCAUCAAAUCGCUUUCAAGGUUUCUUUAGCAUUUAUGGCCUCCGUUUGAACAGUUGUUCCACAGGAUCUGCAGAGAUUUUUUCUCUGUUUCUUUAUUUAAACCCGCCACUUAUUGGCUUACAGACAAAGUGGUCUGUCUUGUGUUGUUCCGUGUGAGCGCGUGUUGGUUUGGAGGGUGUGAGGAACGACGGAUCAGAGCAUGGAUGUGGGUCUGAUGCAAAUGCAGAGGAGGUUGGCUGAUUAUACGAACGCCCUGUUCAAAGAGGGGAUUCUGGAUUCUCAGUACUUACAGCUUCAGGAACUGCAAGAUGAGAGCAACCCAGAUUUUGUAGUGGAAGUGGUGUCUCUUUUCUUCACUGAUUCAGAGAAGCUGCUCAAUGAUCUCUCCAGAGAUCUAGCUCAGCAAAAUGUGGACUUCAAAAGGGUGGAUGCUCAUGUUCACCAAUUGAAGGGCAGUAGUUCCAGCAUAGGAGCAGAAAGAGUUAAGAAUGCCUGCAUGGUCUUCCGAAACUUCUGCCAGGAGAAAAACAUUCCUGGGUGCCUGAGAUGUCUGCAACAAAUGAAACAAGAAUUCCUCCUUGUGAAAAGCAAGCUUGAAACUCUUUUCAAGCUGGAGCAACAAGUUGUGGCUGCUGGUGGGUCGAUCCCAACAGUGCAACAACCAAUCCUUUGAUGGCAAUAAUGGGCUUGUUUUGAAGAAGAAGAAGAAGCAUCUAGAAGCUAUGAUACUGCUUAGGCUCAGCAUGUAUAAUGUUUGCAACUACUAAGCUUGAAUGCUAGUAAACAAGCUUAAUCUCUCUGUUUUUCUUCUUUUGCCAUAUGAUCGAUGAGAAAAUGAAGCUAAUGGAAAUGUGAUGGAAUAUGAGGCUUGCUAUGGGA
Messenger RNA from Syzygium oleosum, 955 nucleotides. Its product is annotated as histidine-containing phosphotransfer protein 1-like. Gene Ontology annotation, cellular component: nucleus; cytoplasm. Gene Ontology annotation, biological process: cytokinin-activated signaling pathway; phosphorylation; phosphorelay signal transduction system. The coding region runs from base 276 to 749 and encodes 157 amino acids. The transcript has 6 exons. NCBI's taxonomy places the organism in Eukaryota, Viridiplantae, Streptophyta, Magnoliopsida, Myrtales, Myrtaceae. Gene Ontology annotation, molecular function: histidine phosphotransfer kinase activity; protein histidine kinase binding. The record is from RefSeq and is a predicted model, not a curated record.